AUGAAAAACGGAAAAGCACCCGGACCAGAACAAAUACGGCCAGAACAUUUGAAGUGCCUGCAGGAAGAUCUUGCGAAGCGGAUUAUUCCGAAAGACUGGCUGAGCUCCCACACUAUCCUGAUAUACAAGAAAGGGGUGUGA
This is a messenger RNA of Haemonchus placei, 141 nucleotides long. The record is from the annotation of a GenBank genome assembly. NCBI's taxonomy places the organism in Eukaryota, Metazoa, Nematoda, Chromadorea, Rhabditida, Trichostrongylidae.